GGGGUUUGAAUUGAUUAAGGUCCAUCGAAAUUUUUCUUUGCUCACAAAAACAAAAACAUACUCAAUCAACGCACACAAUUUGUAUGGACAGUUAAUUAGUUGCUUUCAAUUAUAUAUAUAGGAUUCCAUUCCAGUACAAUAUGUAUAGUACUAGAAUGAUUAGAAGUUCACCAUGUGUUCGAAGUAAUUACAUUGGAAUUAGAAGUCUUACAUCUAUUACCAAAUUCGAUACCAAGAAGUUUGUCCAAUUACUAGAACAGAAAGGAGGAUUCAAUAAACAACAAGCCGAAACUGCUGUGAAUAUUGUCAAUAAGGCCAUCAAUGAUGGAAUAUACUCUAUAACCAAAAAUUUAGUAACUAAAGAAGUAUUAUCAUCAACAGCUUAUCAACAAAAAGUUGAUUUUGCUAAAUUAAAGGGUGAAUUACAAACUAUGGAUAAAUCCGAAUUUAUGGGAUUAAAGAAAGAACAAGAAAGAUUAAGAACAGAUUUGACCAAUUUAAAGAAUCGAUUGAAAGAAGAAAUUACCAAGAAUCAAGCAGGAGUCAGAUUGGAUUUGAACUUAGAAAAAGGUAGAAUAAGAGAAGAAAGUUCAAUCCAUGAACUGAAAAUAGAAGAUACAUAUACUAGAAUCGAUGAAGAAAUCGCCAACAUGCAAAUGCAAAUCAAAUCAGUAAAGACUCAAGUUAUGCAAUGGUUAAUUGGGGUAUCUUCCGGUACAUUUGCCUUACUUUUGGCCUUUAUCAGAUUCUUUGGUUAAUACUAUACAUAGAUAUUAAAUUGUACAUGUUGUUCAUUACUUCUAAACAUCUAAUUGUUACAAUAAUUCUUCCUUAUUUAUAGUUCUUCAAUAUAAUGACCCUUUACGUUACUACAAUUAGCACAAACUGUAAAUUCUCCCGCAUAAUAAAAGCAUCGCCGUGUUAUCGCGCCUACUUUCGAAGAGGACACACAGGCAGGACCAAAAAAAAAUAGUACAGACGUGGAUUGAAAAUUAUCUUU
Messenger RNA from Scheffersomyces amazonensis, 1000 nucleotides. RefSeq lists its product as uncharacterized. Gene Ontology annotation, cellular component: mitochondrion. Gene Ontology annotation, biological process: mitochondrial respiratory chain complex IV assembly. The transcript has a single exon. The coding region runs from base 141 to 758 and encodes 205 amino acids. Lineage: Eukaryota; Fungi; Ascomycota; Pichiomycetes; Serinales; Debaryomycetaceae. The record is from RefSeq and is a predicted model, not a curated record.